AUGCCUUCCACACGGCACUGGCUAGACAAAGUCUACCUCGUCUACUUCACCAUCCACAUCCCGAUCCUUUUCUUCGUAGACCUCGUCCCCCUCUACCCCCCCUCCCUCUGGGCGGCCCCCACCUCGCCCCUGCACUUCCUCUCCGACCUACGGACCUACUACCUAACGACCUACCACGACCAAUUCUUCGCGCCCCCGCCCGCCCCCAUCCCGAACUUCUUCCCCUUCUUCUGCUUCCUCGAGCUCGUCUUCCACCUACCCGUCUCCGUGUGGGCCGUGCGCUCUCUUCUCCGCGGUGGUGGUAGUGGUAGUGGUGAUGGGGGGAGGGGGUUGAGCGGCGGCGCGGAGCUGCUGCUCCUCGUGUACGGCGUCGAGACGGUGCUGACGACGGCGACGUGCAUGCGCGAGAUAUACCUCUGGGACGCGGCGCUGGUGACGGCGGAGCAGAAGGGGGUGCUUUUGGGUGGGUUUUAUGGGGGGUACCUUGCUCUCGCGGCCUUGUUGACUGCUGACAUGUAUGCGCGGCUACUCAAACGUAUCAAUGCUGUGGACGCCGGGAAGAAAAGACAGUAA
This is a messenger RNA of Hypoxylon fragiforme, 573 nucleotides long. RefSeq names its product transmembrane protein 6/97. The coding region runs from base 1 to 573 and encodes 190 amino acids. The transcript is spliced from 3 exons. Lineage: Eukaryota; Fungi; Ascomycota; Sordariomycetes; Xylariales; Hypoxylaceae. Gene Ontology annotation, cellular component: endoplasmic reticulum. The record is from RefSeq and is a predicted model, not a curated record.